AUGGACAACGUUGUACUAACAUCUGCAUCGCAAAUAAGUCCCAAUUCAGGUAAUCCGCUUAGUUCUCAAACGGUUCCACCAAUAGCUUCUGACUCAACAACAAUUGAAGCACUUCUUGGAAAUCCAUUAGAACCACCACCAACAGUUGACGAAACAAAAGUCGAUGGAAAUUUUCAAACACAUCUAGAUGUUAAUUAUCAAGCGCAUGAUGUAGCUUUAGCAACAGCAAAAGCUAAUGGACAUGAACAAACGAAUGGUUUAAAACUUGGUGCACCUCAUCAAAUGGAAAUAGAUGAUGGUUAUGAUCAUCUAGAUAAAACUAAAUCAUGCUGUUCAAUGCUUAACAAAUUAUUUCUUGCAUUGGCUAUUGUUUGUUUUGCACUAUUUCUUUGUAGUAUUGCAUUUAUUGUUGCCAAUCUCGACGGCUUAAAUGGUAAACAAAAUUUACAUAGUCCAUCUCGACUAGCAUAUCCAUAUCAAACUGGCGAGCCAUUUACUUCAUCGGAUAAAUUAAUCAAUAAACCCUAUUUUAAUUUAACACAUCCAAAUCGAGGAGGUAUUACUGUUAUAUUAUCACGUCGUGGUGCAUCUGUUAAUGAUAUAUUAAUUCCAUAUAUUGAUAAUAAUGGUCGAAAACAAAAUCGUUCAAUUAUUUUUAAGAAUACAAAUGAAAAUCAUUUUGGUUCAAUACGUUUUGGUUUUGAUGAAGAAAUCAAUUCAUUCAAUAUGACAAAUCAAUUACCAUUAAAUUAUCCAUUUUUAAAUUCAUAUAAUGAAGAUUGGUCAAUGUAUGGUGAUAUAAAUAAACCUUAUCGUGUUCGUUUUGUAAAUGGUUUAAUUGAAGUUAUUUAUGAAUUUUCAUCAUCGAAUAUCAAUGAAUUUAUGAUGACAACUAUUGUAUCAGCUGCAUUAAAUGAACAGAUGAUUGCUGAUCCAACAAAUAAUAUUUAUUUUAAUUUACGUGGCUAUGGAAAUUUGAGUACACAUCAUUUAAAUCUUAGUGCAUCGACACCAAUCAAUAUAAAAACGAAUGAACAAAUUCAACAAAAUCAAUUAAUACAAGGACAAUAUGUUGAUCAAUUAACAAAUAUUAAUCAUAAUUUUUAUAAAUUUGAUCGAGCUGGAAUUGGAAAAAAUUAUAUUGCAACUUUAACAGAAAAGGAAACUAAAACAAUUAUGAAUAUUUUUGCUGAUCAUUCUGGUGUUAUUAUUGAUCCAUUCGGUGUUGAAUCAUCAAAUCAUAGUAUGUAUGGUAUUCGUAUUAGUCCAAGACAAUCACCUGUUUAUCAACCUAUGUCAAUCUAUGGUCCAACUUUAGUUGUUCAUCCAUCUCAAGCUAUACAUACAACAUGGUGGCAAUUUGAAUAUUAA
Molecule: messenger RNA, 1371 nt
Organism: Adineta steineri
Lineage: Eukaryota; Metazoa; Rotifera; Eurotatoria; Adinetida; Adinetidae
Source: the annotation of a GenBank genome assembly